GUGCUUCACAGUUUAAUCAACAUUAUUCUGUCAAUUUGAGAUGUGAAACUGUAAUAUUAGCCAGCACUAAUAGUUUCAUUCUAUUUGAUGUGUGUUUGGUAGGGAUAAAUCUUGGUCGAUUUACUCCCUACCAUAACAUUUAUUAUCUGUGUACAAGGAAGUGGAUCGUCUUUGUUUAUGAUUUCUGGGAAGGACUGACAUAAACAGAGAACUUCCAGUUUGUAAAUUAGUCGUUCAAAGUCUUUUCACAAAAUAUAGAAUGAAGCUUUUACUACUUCUUGUUGCCAUUUUUGUGGGCAGCCAAGCUGUUUCCUUUGUUGACCUGGUUCAAGAAGAAUGGACAGCUUUCAAGGCAACUCACCAAAAGACUUAUAACAGUGCUACAGAAGAAAAAUUCCGAUUAAAAAUUUUCAUGGAGAAUUCACACAAAAUUGCCAAGCAUAAUAAACUCUACGCCAUGGGACUUGUUGACUAUAAACUUGGUUUGAACAAAUAUGCUGAUAUGCUCCACCACGAAUUCGUCCAAGUAGUAAAUGGUUUCAAUAAAACUAAAAAUUUAUUAAGGGGACAAGAUAUGGAAGAUUCCAUCACUUUCAUACCUCCAGCUAAUGUAAAAUUACCGGAUAGUAUUGAUUGGAGAGAACUAGGAGCAGUAACCAAUGUUAAGGAUCAAGGCCAAUGUGGAUCUUGUUGGAGUUUCAGUGCUACCGGAUCUCUUGAAGGGCAACAUUUUAGAAAUACUGGUAAAUUGGUAUCUUUAUCUGAACAAAACUUGGUAGAUUGUUCAGGAAAAUAUGGCAACAAUGGUUGUAACGGUGGACUUAUGGACAAUGCUUUCCGUUAUAUUAAAGCCAAUAGAGGUAUUGAUACUGAAGCUUCAUACCCAUACAAGGCUGAAGAUGAGAAAUGCCACUACCAACCCAAAUUUGUAGGUGCCACAGAUAAGGGUUAUGUUGAUAUUCCAUCAGGUGAUGAGGAAUCUCUAAAAGCAGCUGUAGCAACAGUAGGUCCUAUUUCUGUUGCCAUUGACGCCAGUCGCGACACUUUCCAUUUAUACAGAGAUGGUGUUUAUUCUGAUCCUGACUGUAGCUCAGAAAUGUUAGAUCAUGGUGUACUUGUUGUUGGUUAUGGAACUACUAAAAGUGGAAUCGAUUACUGGAUUGUAAAGAACUCGUGGGGUCCAUCUUGGGGAUUAGAUGGUUACAUCAAAAUGGCAAGGAAUAAGAAUAAUGCUUGUGGUAUUGCUACACAAGCAAGUUACCCUGUUGUAUAAUUAUUUAUAUAAGAAAAAUCUCUUCUACUCUCUAUUUUUUUGUAAACUUUUUCUUUAUGAAAAUGUCUAUUUUUUGAUAUUAUCUCUCCAUAUACUUCAUUUAUUACAUUCUCUAUGAAUAGAUUUAACCCUCUACUGCAUGAAUUUGAGAAAAAUGAAAAAAAUAUUUGAUUGUUGUUUAGGUUUUAUUUGGGGACAAAAUUUACUACAAAAAUGGAAAAGAUUUACUUACAUAAAUUGAGAAAAAAAGGUCGUAUAUGGGUUCGUAUGCGCCCAAACAAAUUUUAAAUAAAAAAAGUUCAGACAUAUAUGGGUUCCUAUGAAGAAUAACAUACAAAAUAAAAAUAAUUAUAAUCAUGAAAUGCCGAUAAACAGUUUCGUUUGUCGUUGUGAUAUGAGAAAACCAUGCAUUUUCUACACUGACUUUAAACAAAAGACAACAGAAAAUAUUUUCAUAUUGUCAACAUAACAAUUGAAAAGUCUACUACCAUACACCAUAUAGUUAUUGCUUGUACAAUAUAACGUAAAAAAAUAUUAAAACUAGUUGACUAUAUAUGGAUUUAUAUGCGGUAGAGGAUUAAGUUAAUAUAAAUUUUUAUAUAUUUUACUUUUGUGAUGUAUUUUAAGAUAAUAUGAAUAGUAGUAGUAUUUUGUAGUUGUUUAAUCUUAAGACCGGCUGUGCCACUUUGUAGUUGAAAAUAAACUUUUCAUUUUUA
This is a messenger RNA of Diorhabda carinulata, 1989 nucleotides long. Its product is annotated as cathepsin L. Gene Ontology annotation, cellular component: lysosome. Lineage: Eukaryota; Metazoa; Arthropoda; Insecta; Coleoptera; Chrysomelidae. Bases 260 to 1273 code for a protein of 337 amino acids. Gene Ontology annotation, biological process: immune response. The transcript is spliced from 7 exons. The record is from RefSeq and is a predicted model, not a curated record. Gene Ontology annotation, molecular function: cysteine-type endopeptidase activity.